AGGACAGCAUCGUGUCAUGUCUCUUUGUCAUUUUAUCAUUUUCAUCGCUGUUUCUUUCCUAGUUUUAGUUGUGCUAGGGCAUAAUGUCUAUCUGACUGCUCGUGUGAUUGAGUUGGAGUCCUCUGUUACUACAAUAACAAAGUCUCUAUGCUCCAUGUCGCGUUGGCUGCAGCAGCAUGGUGGAGAUGAACUCGCACUUCAGAUUGAUUCUCUUUACGGUCCGACAAAUGUUGUCAAAACAGGCACUGAAUAUCACAAUAUUAAUUGGCAGCUUCGUGAUGUUGAAUUACUAACAAGAAAUCAUAAUUUGAAAUCCAAGAAGAUGAAAGAGAAAGUGCAAAAUGAGCCAUCUGAUGGAUACCAUAGAAGAACAUCUAGACAAAGUGAAACAGUUGGAAGAAAAGGUGACAAAGGUGACCGAGGUCCACUAGGUAGACAAGGCCCACCAGGAAACAGAGGACUGCGAGGGAUUCAAGGACCACCUGGACCACCUGGACCAAAGGGAGCAAGAGGACGAGGACAACCAAGCAACGUGCUUGAAAAUUGUGCUAUUCACUUGGAAGCAGAUGGAACACCUUCACAAAGAACAAAAUCAUAUACAUUUGUGAAGUGGAUAAAAUAUAACCAAACAUCAACACCCAACUGCCAAUGCAUGGCUCUCAUUGGGGACAAAACAGUGGACAAAAUUGAAAUUCAGCAAAGUGGCGUCUAUGUCAUCUAUGCUUCAGUUGGCAUUGACUGGGCUUGGAUUGAUCCUGGAAGCGGAAACUAUGAAACAAAUACGUAUGCCUACACAGGAUUUCAACUGAAACAUGUGUCAAUUAUUAAUGAGACUCUUGCUGAAACGAAGAUGCCAGUCAAUAUGACUAACGUAAUCACCAAGAACAACAAAGUAAAAAUGCAACUGACGCUUUACACAUCCAGAUUAGUAAAAUUACAAGCUGGUAACAGGCUGGCAGUGAUGACUACAACUGAUGCUGAGAUCCUAACUACUAAACACGAAACGUUUUUUGGUGUAUUUGGGCUCAUGCUCUCAAACAAGAAACAACUACCGAAAUGCAGACAAAAGACAUAAAGCAACACAGCAGACACACCUUAUGAUCAACCAUCACAACAACCAACUUUAAGGCUGCGAAAUAACACUGGCAACCCAACAAACUAAUAGACUUCUAAUCAAUGUUUAGUUGUUGUUUAGCAAUUUGACACCAUGACAGCUUUUAGACACAGUGAGUAGCAUAUAAAGGUAAUAAUACUACAGUACAUUAAAUUUGUUCAUUAAGUCAAUCAACAGCAAAUUGCUCUACUGGUGUAAAGUAGCCAAUUGCCAAUAUGCUAUUAUUUGCUAAUCAGUUGAGUCAUAUGUCUCAUAUAAUAUU
This is a messenger RNA of Corticium candelabrum, 1376 nucleotides long. Its product is annotated as collectin-12-like. NCBI's taxonomy places the organism in Eukaryota, Metazoa, Porifera, Homoscleromorpha, Homosclerophorida, Plakinidae. The coding region runs from base 17 to 1075 and encodes 352 amino acids. Gene Ontology annotation, cellular component: membrane. The transcript has 5 exons. The record is from RefSeq and is a predicted model, not a curated record. Gene Ontology annotation, biological process: immune response. Gene Ontology annotation, molecular function: tumor necrosis factor receptor binding; receptor ligand activity.